This is a messenger RNA of Thrips palmi, 861 nucleotides long. RefSeq lists its product as uncharacterized. Gene Ontology annotation, cellular component: membrane. Gene Ontology annotation, molecular function: calcium channel activity. Gene Ontology annotation, biological process: detection of mechanical stimulus. The record is from RefSeq and is a predicted model, not a curated record. The transcript has 4 exons. NCBI's taxonomy places the organism in Eukaryota, Metazoa, Arthropoda, Insecta, Thysanoptera, Thripidae. Bases 1 to 861 code for a protein of 286 amino acids.
AUGUGGUGGCGGUCGCACUCGGGCGACGGCAAGGUGCCGCCGCCGCCCCCGAGGCCGCUCCGAGACCUCCCCGACGUCGCCUUCCGCAUGCACUGCGCCCUCAAGUUCGGUCGGCGCUGGAUGGCCGACCGGUCGCUGGAGCUGGAGGAGUUCCGGGCCAUGUGGCGCCCGUUCAAGGGCUUCAUCCUGCACCUGUUCCUGCUCAUCCUCAUGAACCUCACCUGCCUCUGCCGCCUCGACCGGUUCAUGUUCUUCACCCACGACGCCCUCGAGGACUUCUACUGCAACAACCACUUCCCGGACGGCCCCGUCAACCAGAUGAUUACCUUCUACGAGGUGGACUCGGUGGAGCGGCUGUGGAGCUUCAUGGACUACCUGGUGGAGGCGGUGGGCGAGGACGACCCGCCCGCCAUCACGAAGGACAACCCGCUGGUGGGCAGGGUGCGCUUCCGCCAGCUGCGCGUCCGGGCCGGGCCCUGCAUCGUGGCGCGGCGGCCCGAGUUCGCCGCGCGCUUCGACAAGUGCUACAGCUUUUUCGACGAGGCCACGAACAACAGCUGGGUGGACGAGGCGACGCGCGCCGUGUUCGUGGAGCACGCCUCGUACAACGCCAACUGCAACGAGGUGUGCCACGUGGGCGUGCGCUUCGAGCUGCCGCCCGGCGGCGGCGUGGUGCCCUUCAUCAACAUCCGGUGCGCGCCGCUCAUGCAGUACGCCACCAUGCUGGACUACUGGAUCCUGGGCCACGAGAUCCUCUUCUCCAUCAGCACCUUCAUGCUCACGGCCAACGAGUGGCUGCUGCUGCUCCGGCACCGACCUCGCUUCGCUCGCUGGAUUUGGAACACUAUUAGAGAAGUCUAA